This is a messenger RNA of Caenorhabditis remanei, 486 nucleotides long. RefSeq lists its product as uncharacterized. NCBI's taxonomy places the organism in Eukaryota, Metazoa, Nematoda, Chromadorea, Rhabditida, Rhabditidae. Bases 1 to 486 code for a protein of 161 amino acids. The record is from RefSeq and is a predicted model, not a curated record. The transcript has a single exon.
AUGAGUUCACAACCAUCCGUUCUUCUCCGUCCCGAUCAGCCACGUCACUCUAUCUACCCACGUGGACCCCUGGUCGAUGUACACGCCCACACCGGCGUAGUGGACGGAAUCACCAUAGGAAUUGUCAAGUUAGAGUUAGAACCAGCAGGCAUAGGCCGCCUUCCUUUUAUCCAAACACCCUCCCGUUAUUUCUGGCUCAUGGGUGGUGUUCUCCAGGUUAUGCCUCCAGCAUCCCAUUCACUCUACGCCACCUUCGAACCCCCGCACUUCGGCUAUCACUGCAUUCAGGCCUGGAAAAGACAUGGCGCAGUCUACGGUAACCACACAUGCGGUUGCACCUUGGAAUACGACGAUUUCUACGACGAAGACGACCACUUGGACAUAGACCGGUGCAGGGCCAGGCAGUUAGCUCAGGACGUCGCCGAGAGACUUUGGAACCUAUGUCCGGUAGAGGGGAUGACAUUCCUCGAUAGGACAAGAGCCUAG